AGCUGUUUUAAAAGAGGACAGGAGGCGGAAAGAGGCAGAGGCAGUUCAGACAGAGAGCUAAAACUGACAAGGCAGCAGCAGCAGCAAGAGAAAGGAAUCCAGACGUUCUCCAAGUUCCUUCCCUGGCAACAUCAAGCCAGUGAAUCAGUGAAUCUGCUCAAAGACCAGAAGCAAGAAGAGCAAUCCGAUUAUAUAAGUGAGCUCUCCGACACAUCUAUUUAGAUACCUGAGGUCUUACCAUGAAGCCUCUGACAGCAGUUUUACUUCUGCUGUUCAUUGUAAUGUGCUUAGCCACUGCAGAAGGAUCAAAGUGCAAAUGCUCAAGAAAGGGUCCUAAGAUAAGAUUCUCUGCUGUUCAGAAACUGGAAAUCAAACCAAAGUAUCCACAUUGUAAGGAAAAAAUGAUCAUUGUAACUAUGCAGUCACGGUUCAGAGGAGGACAGCAGUACUGCUUGCAUCCCAAACUCCAAAGCACAAAGAGAUUAGUUAAGUGGUACACAAUAUGGAAGGAGAAACGCAGGGUUUAUGAAGAAUAAGAGGAAAACUCUUGGUAAAAGGAACGGAAUUUGUUUGGCUGACUUCAGGAAUGGACUCUGCAAAGAAUAUUUCUCUCUCACAGACAUAAGACACAAAUUCUAUAUUAUUAUAAAGCACUUUUUAACAAGGGUCAGUUUUUACAUUUUAUAGCUGUGUGCGGAAGGCUCCCAGAUUUGUCUCUUGCACACUUCAAAUUUCAUACCUGUCUGCUUUAUACUGAGAUUGUGAAAACUCAUGCUUUUCAUUUUAAAUAAAUGCUUUUUUUGUAUUCAUUCAUACAUCACUAUGAUUACAAUCGAGCUUUAUAAGCUCAUUAGACAAACAAUAUUUGUAGCGGUAUUAUAUAAUGGUGUCCCUUAUCCUUUUGUACUGGGAAAGCUUCAGUGGUGUGCUUAGGGUUUCUAGUAACGUUGUCCAACUAUGGUGGAAGCUGCACAAUAUAGGGACUGAGGAAGAGCUUGCUGUGUAACAUGCCACUGAAGUGUAGUGGCAUAGAUAACUGCAGAGAUGAGGUUCCUUAGUGGCUUGUCAAAUGGCUA
Trachemys scripta elegans is the source of this 1076-nucleotide messenger RNA. It is a transcript of the gene CXCL14, whose product is annotated as C-X-C motif chemokine ligand 14. Gene Ontology annotation, molecular function: chemokine activity. Bases 240 to 536 code for a protein of 98 amino acids. Gene Ontology annotation, cellular component: extracellular region. Gene Ontology annotation, biological process: antimicrobial humoral immune response mediated by antimicrobial peptide; cell chemotaxis. The record is from RefSeq and is a predicted model, not a curated record. The transcript has 4 exons. Lineage: Eukaryota; Metazoa; Chordata; Testudines; Emydidae.